AUGAUUGCACCAUUAAGACGUGCAGCCUUAAGGCCCACCAUUCGCAUAUCUAGCAUAAGGUCUUUCGGUUAUUCCCAGAAUAGACCAUUCCUUAACCUUUUUGGGAAGAAGGACUUGAAGAAGAGAGAGGAAAUAAUAAAGAACCAAGAUGACUUCGAAUCCGAUCCUGAAAGUAAGAUUGUGAUAUUGAGCAAGGAGAACUCUCCAGAUUACAAGCCAUUUGAUGCAGAGACUGAUAUGCCUGAUUUCAAGGUCAACCAAUGGAAAUCUAUCAAAGUUCUGCAACCAGAAAUUGAAACCACAUACAACUCUGAAAAGUUGAUUGAGAACAUUAACCAGGCCUACUUGGAAUUAAAGGGACAACAGAUUAGUGUCUCCCAAUAUAAUAACAUUGAUUUGCAUGAUUUAUCUUUCAGAUUUGAGUUUGCAAAGGCUUUGCAAAAGAAACUCGGAUUUGACUUUAACGACUAUACCUUGACUACCUCUCACACUUUGAGCCAAUUGCAAAAAGCUUUGGACAAGCAAAUCAAGACUAGAUGGGUUAGCGAAAGAAAUCCUAACGGUAUUGUGUUGAGAAAGGAAGAUUUUAAAGCUCCUAACAUUUACUUGAGCGAGGAGCUCAAUGAGCAAGAACAACAACAAAAGUUGAAGGACCUCGUGGAAGAAGCCAGACAAGCUUCUGCUUGA
This is a messenger RNA of Suhomyces tanzawaensis NRRL Y-17324, 687 nucleotides long. Its product is annotated as mitochondrial 54S ribosomal protein YmL13. NCBI's taxonomy places the organism in Eukaryota, Fungi, Ascomycota, Pichiomycetes, Serinales, Debaryomycetaceae. Gene Ontology annotation, cellular component: mitochondrion. Bases 1 to 687 code for a protein of 228 amino acids. The record is from RefSeq and is a predicted model, not a curated record. The transcript has a single exon.